AUGUCGACCCUCCUGCGCUGCAUUUCGAGCUCCUGCCUGGCUCUGUCCCACAGAAGGGUGCACCAGAAAACUCUGGGACGGAGGCAUUUUAGGACUUUCCAAGUAUUAUGGGACAAACAGGCGUCCAGAGGUGUGCCCUAUAAGGACCUGGUGGUGGGGGUCCCCAAGGAGAGCGUGCAGAACGAGCGUCGCGUGGCUUUGUCUCCGGCCGGCGUCCAGGCGCUGGUCAAACAGGGCUUCCAGGUGCAGGUGGAGAGUGGAGCCGGGAACGAUUCCCAGUUCUCCGACCAGGACUACAAAGAUGCGGGAGCCAGCAUCACCGACGUCCAGGGAGCUCUGGGCUCCGACUUGGUCCUCAAGGUCCGAGCUCCCACUCUGACUGAAACGGAGCUCCUGAAGCCCAAGUCCACGCUGGUGAGCUUCAUCUACCCGGCCCAGAACCCGGAGCUGAUGAAGAAGCUGUCGGAGAGGCAGAGCACCGUUCUGGCCAUGGACCAGGUGCCCCGAGUGACCAUCGCCCAGGGUUACGACGCUCUCAGCUCCAUGGCCAACAUCGCCGGGUACAAAGCUGUGGUUCUGGCUGCCAACCACUUUGGGAGGUUCUUCACCGGUCAGAUCACAGCUGCAGGAAAAGUGCCUCCAGCUAAGGUCCUGGUUAUUGGAGGUGGAGUGGCUGGUUUAGCAGCGGCAGGGGCAGCCAAGUCCAUGGGAGCCAUAGUAAGAGGAUUUGACACCAGGCCGGCGGCUCUGGAGCAGUUCAAGUCGUUCGGGGCAGAGCCUCUGGAAGUAAACAUCAAAGAGUCUGGCGAGGGGGUCGGAGGUUACGCCAAAGAGAUGUCAAAGGAGUUCAUCGAGGCCGAGAUGGCCCUUUUCGCCAAGCAGUGUAAAGAGGUCGACAUCCUCAUCAGCACUGCUCUGAUCCCAGGGAAGACGGCCCCCAUUUUGAUUAAGAAGGAGUUUGUGGAGUCCAUGAAGGACGGCUCUGUGGUGGUGGACCUGGCUGCGGAGGCCGGGGGCAACAUUGAGACCACCAAGCCUGGGGAGCUGCACGUUCACAAGGGAGUAACUCACAUCGGCUACACGGACCUCCCCAGCCGCAUGGCCACCCAGGCCAGCACUCUGUACUCAAACAACGUCCUGAAGCUGCUGAAGGCCAUCAGCCCCGACAAAGAGAACUUCCACUAUGAGCCCGUGGAGGAAUUUGACUACGGGACAAUUGACCAUGUCAUCCGUGGAACCCUUGUCAUGCAGGAGGGCAAGAACAUGUUCCCGUCUCCCCUCCCGAAAACCGUCCCCCCAGCCCCGGUGAAACAGAAAACAGUUGCAGAGCUGCAGGCUGAAAAAGCUGCAGCGGUUUCCCCCUUCAACCGCACCAUGACCUCUGCCGGUGCCUACACUGCAGGCGUCUCUACCUUGCUGGCUCUCGGCAUCAUCUCCCCCAACGCGGCUUUCACCCAGAUGGUGACCACCUUCGGGCUGGCCGGGAUUGUGGGCUACCACACGGUGUGGGGCGUGACGCCUGCCCUCCACUCGCCGCUCAUGUCCGUCACCAACGCCAUCUCAGGUCUGACUGCAGUUGGAGGCCUGGUGCUGAUGGGUGGAGGUCUCACGCCCUCCUCCCUCCCUGAGAGUCUCGCUCUGGCCGCCGCCUUUGUUUCCUCCAUCAACAUCGCCGGUGGUUUCCUCAUCACCCAGAGGAUGCUGGACAUGUUCAAACGUCCCACUGACCCCCCUGAGUACAACUACCUGUACGCACUGCCUGCGGCCAUGUUCGUUGGAGGAUACGGCGCCUCGGCAGCCGCGGGGUACCACAUCGAGCAGAUGAUGUACCUGGGCUCUGGCCUGUGCUGCGUGGGGGCCCUGGCCGGCCUCUCGGCCCAGCGCACCUCCCGCCUGGGGAACGCCCUGGGCAUGAUGGGAGUCACGGGGGGCAUCGCCGCCACCAUCGGGGUCCUCAAACCCUCCCCAGAGCUCCUGUCUCAGAUGUCUCUGGCCAUGGCCUCUGGGGGAGCCCUGGGUCUCACCAUUGCGAAGCGUAUUGAGAUCACAGACCUGCCGCAGCUGGUGGCCGCCUUCCACAGCCUGGUGGGGCUGGCCGCCGUCCUCACCUGCGUGGCCGAGUACAUGAUCGAGUUCCCACACCUGGACGCUCACCCGGCCGCGGGCGUGGUGAAGACCGUGGCCUACCUGGGCACCUACAUCGGCGGGGUCACCUUCAGUGGAUCUCUGGUGGCCUAUGGGAAGCUUCAAGGCCUCCUAAACUCGGCGCCCCUGCUGCUGCCUGGUCGACACAUGUUAAACGCCGGUUUGAUGGCGGCGUCCAUGGGGGGCAUGGUGCCCUUCAUGCUCAGUUCCACCUAUGGAACCGGCAUGGGGUGUCUGGUGGGAGUGUCUGGGCUUUCCACUGUAAUGGGUGUAACACUGACGGCUGCCAUCGGGGGGGCCGACAUGCCCGUGGUCAUCACCGUGCUGAACAGCUACUCGGGAUGGGCUCUUUGUGCUGAAGGCUUCCUGCUGGACAACAAUCUCAUGACCAUUGUCGGAGCCCUGAUCGGCUCCUCUGGUGCCAUCCUCUCAUACAUCAUGUGUGUGGCUAUGAACCGCUCGCUGCCCAACGUGAUCCUGGGUGGCUACGGCACGACCUCCACGGCCGGCGGGAAGCCCAUGGAGAUAGUUGGCACCCACACCGAGGUCAACGUGGACCAGACCAUCGACAUAAUCAAAGAGGCCAACAGCAUCAUCAUCACACCAGGUUGGGGUCUGUGUGCCGCCAAAGCCCAGUACCCCAUCGCGGACAUGGUCAAGAUGCUGAGGGAGCAAGGCAAGACGGUCAGGUUCGGCAUCCACCCCGUGGCCGGCCGUAUGCCCGGUCAGCUGAACGUCCUCCUGGCUGAGGCCGGCGUCCCCUACGACAUCGUCCUGGAGAUGGACGAGCUGAACGACGACUUCCCAGAGACGGACUUGACGCUGGUCAUCGGCGCCAACGACACGGUGAACUCCGCGGCACAGGAAGAUCCCAACUCCAUCAUAGCCGGCAUGCCUGUGCUGGAAGUCUGGAAGUCCAAACAGGUGAUCGUGAUGAAGCGUACCUUGGGAGUAGGCUACGCCGCCGUGGAUAACCCCAUCUUCUACAAACCCAACACAUCCAUGCUGCUGGGAGACGCCAAGAAGACCUGCGACAACCUUCAGGCCAAGAUCAGAGAAGUCUUCUACUAG
Menidia menidia (Atlantic silverside) is the source of this 3216-nucleotide messenger RNA. The record is from the annotation of a GenBank genome assembly. NCBI's taxonomy places the organism in Eukaryota, Metazoa, Chordata, Actinopteri, Atheriniformes, Atherinopsidae.